Hypoxylon fragiforme is the source of this 5694-nucleotide messenger RNA. RefSeq names its product SPX domain-containing protein. The record is from RefSeq and is a predicted model, not a curated record. Bases 1 to 5694 code for a protein of 1897 amino acids. Gene Ontology annotation, cellular component: fungal-type vacuole membrane; cytoplasm. Gene Ontology annotation, biological process: intracellular protein transport; vesicle-mediated transport; transmembrane transport. The transcript is spliced from 10 exons. Lineage: Eukaryota; Fungi; Ascomycota; Sordariomycetes; Xylariales; Hypoxylaceae.
AUGAAGUUCUCUCACAGUAUUCAGUUUAAUGCUGUUCCUGAUUGGAGCAGCCAUUAUAUUGCUUAUAGCAACCUGAAGAAACUGCAAGUAUUUCGUUUAAUUUAUACGCUUGAAAAGAACGUUCAUCAACCUUCCGUCACCGACGUCGAAACCCGACCACUUCUUCGAAAUGAAGACCCCGAGCUUGUCUUUAGUCGAGCCUUAGAUGUAGAGCUGGAGAAAAUCUGUUCGUUUUACGGUGUCAAGGAAAAGGAACUCUUCGACGAUGUUGACGAAUUGUUGCGAGAUGUUGGAUCCUUCGACGCGAAUGGGUUUGACGAAUCUGAAGUUCCUCAGAGGCCCGUCAUGCAAAGUUCUAUCAGUGACCAAGCAAGGCCUACCACUAUGGGAACUCGAAGUACUCGCAGUGGUGUUAGCAUGCGCUCGACCGAUGAUGGCGCAGAGGACAGCGAAGAAGAAGAUGACGACGAUGAUAACGAUGAAACCUCAGCCCUCCAUAAGAAAAGGCGGCCGAGCUUUGGCGGUGGCUUGGGGAGGAGACGUACUAUUCCGAAUGCAAUGCAUGCUUCAAUCGAUAUGACUGUGUCGACCGAUGUUACUAGGUCACGCAGGUUGAGUCUUGGCUUUGACGACUACGCUGAGACGGCCGAGCUAUUUUCCUCCGGUAUCAUGCUAAAGAAACGCAUCAUUAGCCUUUAUGUCCAGCUAUGUGAGCUCAAGUCGUAUGUGCAACUAAAUAAGACAGGAUUCAGUAAAGUCCUCAAGAAAUUCGACAAGAUCAUCGAUACGGAGUUCCGACCCAAGUACCUCCGAGAGACCGUCGAGACCUCGUACCCUUUCUUGCCGGAGACGGUCAAGCACAUCGAAGAGAGCAUUGGAAAGAUGGAAAAAGCCUAUACAGAUAUAGUCACGCAUGGCGACGAAGCUCUGGCGAAGAAAGAUCUCCGAUCUCACCUAAGAGAGCACGUUGUCUGGGAACGAAACACGGUCUGGCGAGAUCUCAUCGGUCUCGAACGUCGCGCCGAGGCUGCAACUCUUGGGGGCGGCCUUCUCGGAGCCCCUAGCGACGGAUUAAAGAUGAGAUUGCAAGGUGAUGAUGUGCCUGUUACUCCCAUGAAAGAGAUCGAGACGCCGAUGGGCCGCUUUACUUGUCCAACCUGGCUAUUUAGCUCGGCCAUGUUCACUCUUAUUGGAAUCAUCGUCAUCUUUCUAGUCCUGCUUUUUGUCCCUGUUAUGGAUAUGCCCGAACAACAGAACUGCUUGGCUAUGCUGGUUUUUGUCAGUCUUUUAUGGGCUACCGAGGCUAUCCCGCUCUUUGUCACGUCUUUAUUGAUACCUUUCCUCUGUGUGGUUCUCCGAGUUGUUCGUUCCGAGGGCCCAGGAAAUGAAAGGUUAUCGUCCGCAGACGCCGUCAACUAUGUGUUUUCGGCCAUGUGGACGCCCGUCAUUAUGCUUCUACUCGGAGGCUUCACGAUUGCUGCCGCCUUGUCUAAAUGCAAAAUUGAUAAGCGAAUUGCGACCUUUGUUCUGAGCAAGGCUGGAACGAAGCCGAGGACCGUACUGGUUGCUACCAUGUUUGUCGCUGCCUUUGCUAGUAUGCUCGUUAGCAAUGUGGCAGCUCCUGUACUUUGCUUCUCCAUUGUCGAGCCAAUGCUUCGUAAUCUUCCUACCGACUCCAACAUGUCCAAGGCAGUUAUUAUGGGUAUUGCUCUCGCCUCCAACAUUGGCGGUAUGCUCUCUCCGAUUGCUUCGCCCCAAAACAUUGUUGCGCUAGGAAUCAUGGAGCCAGCGCCGACCUGGGGCCAGUGGUUUUUUGUUGUGAUUCCCGUGGGCAUCGUAUCAAUCUUGUUGAUUUGGAUUCUUCUCCUUACCACGUUCCAUCCCGGUAAGGGCACUACUAUUGUCCCUAUUCGACCAGUCAAAGAACGGUUUACCGGCCUACAAUGGUUUGUGUCUAUCGUGUGUCUAGCUACCAUCGGGCUUUGGUGUGCAAGCCAUCAACUUGAAUCUACGUUUGGGCAUAUGGGUGUUAUCGCCAUUAUUCCCAUUGUGCUCUUCUUCGGCAUUGGUAUACUUACCAAGGAAGACUUUAACAAUUUCCCAUGGACUAUCAUCAUCCUCGCGGCGGGAGGGCUAGCACUCGGAAAGGCCGUUACAUCAUCGGGCCUCCUUCAUACGGUGGCUGAAAGCAUCUCUCGAAAGGUCGAUGGUGUAGACCUGUACGGGGUUUUACUUAUCUUCUCGACUUUAACAUUAGUUAUUGCGACCUUUAUUAGCCACACUGUGGCGGCGCUAAUUAUUCUGCCUCUCGUGUCGGACGUUGGGAAGGACAUGGAUGAACCACAUCCUAAUCUCCUCAUCAUGGGGGCGGCACUCAUGUGCAGUGCGGCGAUGGCGUUGCCAACAAGUGGUUUCCCUAAUAUGACUAACCCUUUCGCCAUGCUCUCCGCAUUCACAGCUCGACCCAUCAUCGAGCUCAAACAGCGUGACAAGUCAAAGAUAGAGACUAUCUUGGCCCAUGGCGAUCGCGUUUUCGUCGGACUCAACACUGGCUCACUGCGAAUAUACCGCCUAACCCAACCAACCGAUGACCAUCCCACCAACGGCACAUCCGCACGCUCCUCAACUCCAACUCCAGCUUCUCCUACUCCUCCUCCGAAUAGCCAACCUGAUGCCAAUCCCGGCCCUCCUCUCAAGCCAACCGAUCUCCUUCGUGAAGUAGACAAGUUCUCUACGCGUGCUAUCGAACAGCUUGCUAUCAUCAAGGAGGCCAAUAUCAUCGUCUCUCUUUCCAAUUAUCAUGUCUCCCUCCAUGAUUGCCAAACCUAUGAACUGAUCGAAACCAUAUCGCGCACAAAGAAUGCCACCUGCUUUGCUGUCACCAGUAAUAUUGUCAAGGAUGCUUCCACUGGUAUACCUGAAAUCAUUAGUCGCCUUGCUGUUGCUAUAAAACGGCGCCUGCUGCUUUGGAGUUGGCACGAGAGCGAGUUGCGCGAUGAGGUCACCGAAAUCACAUUGUCUGAGGCUAUUAGGUCUUUGACUUGGGCAAACGCGACCAAAGUCGUCUGUGGCAUGAAUGGCGGAUACGUCUUGGUCGACGUCACCACCUCGGAGACGCACGAAAUUGUAGGUCUUGGUGCUACAGCGUCCGGUGGUCAAGGAAUCAGGUUCGGUGCCACGAGUAUGGGCUACAUGGGACUAGGCGGGUAUAUGCCGAAGCCGUUGGCUGCGAGGUUGUCCGAGGGCCAGAUGCUACUCGCCAAGGACAUUAACUCACUGUUUAUCGACACUGACGGAAAACCAUUGGAAAAGCGUCAAGUACCAUGGCAGAGUGCGCCAGAGAGCAUCGGAUACAGCUAUCCUUAUAUAUUAGCCCUCCAACAGCCGGCUAAGGGAACGCUGGAAGUCCGGAACCCUGACACCCUUAGCCUCUUGCAGAUUAUAGAACUUCCUGGUGCAUCCCAGCUUUACUUUCCACCACCAACCGUCAGCCUAGCUCAUGCGGGCAAGGGGUUCCAUAUCAGCAGCGACCGAGCUGUAUGGAAAAUGGAGGCCACUGACUAUGAUACUCAGGUCAAGGAACUCAUCGACAAGGCAAAGUACGACGAGGCCGUGAGUGUGCUUGGCAUGCUUGAGGAUGCGCUGUUGAGCGACAAGACUGGUACUAUGCGCGAGGCCAAGAUGCUCAAGGCCGAAGUUUUGUUCAAGAAGAGGAAAUUCUCCGAAAGUCUAGCCCUAUUCAACGAGGACGAAGUUCACGCACCUCCCCAGAGGGUACUCAGGUUAUAUCCGAAAAUGAUCGCUGGAGAUCUUUCCGCCGAAGUGACUCGCCAGGAAACUUCGGAGGAAGAAGAGGAAGAACAAGAAGAAGAUGAAAAGACCAACGGGGAGAAGCCGGCAACGGCAACGGCAAAGACCGAUCUUGCUGCUGAAUUUGCAUCCCCGUCUCGAACCAGCACUUUCGCCAAGUAUUGGAUGGGACAUCGCAAAACUGACUCGGAUGCUGCAUCCAUCGCUUCCUCCAAGAAAGGAGGGACGGACAAUGAAGAUGCGGCGAGUAUAAAGGCCAAGACCAAGAAGAAAAAGAAGAAGAAGAAGUUGGAUGAAGAUAAACCGUUGGAAGGGAAAGACUUGGUCAAGGCUGUCCGUGAAUUAAACAGCUACCUAGCCGGUACAAGGGCACGCCUACAACGGUGGAUCGAUCCAGCGACAGGAAAGCUGAAACCACGCAAACCACCAUCCAGCACAGAGUCUGGCGCGGAAACGCUUAUCAACAUCGACGAAAAUUUAGAUGCCCUGCUAACAAAUCCCCAUUCCGAGUCGGACGAGCAGCUCGAGCGAGAACUCAAAGAAACUUACACAGUAGUCGACACAGCUCUCUUCCGUGGCCUGAUGUUUGUUACACCUACCCUUGCUGGCUCCCUCUUCCGCAUCCCGAACUUUUGCGACCCUGCGGUAGUGAAUGAGCACCUGCUUAAGCAUAAUCGGUACAAUGAGCUGGUUGACUUCUUCUAUGGAAAGAGGCUCCAUCGCGAAGCACUUACUUUACUUCGCAAGUUUGGAAACGUUGACAUGGAGGGAGAGUCAGCUAAGCUAGACUUGAAUGGAAACACAGAUGUCGAAGUAGUGAUUCCCGAACAACUCCGUGGCCCUCAAAGGACUGUCGGAUACCUGCAAAGCCUGCCCCCUGAGAUGAUCGACAUCAUUCUUGAAUUCGCCGAUUGGGUAUUACGGCGCGAUCCGAGCCAAGGCUUGGAGAUCUUUGUGGCCGAUAGCGAGAAUGCCGAGACAUUACCACGAGAGACGGUCGUCCGAUAUCUUGGCGCCAUCGACGUCGACUUAGAAAUUCGAUACUUACAGCACAUCAUAAUGGAGCUAGAAGAUGGAACGCCAGACUUCCAUAACCGAUUAGUGGAGUUGCUCGUUCAUGCACUCAAAGAGGGUGAGAGGGAUGAGGCUUGGAACGAGAAGCUGAGCAGCCUAGUGACUUUCCUGGGUGCAAGCCAACAAUAUAGUCUCAGCAGAGCACUAAGCAUAAUUCCUCGCGAUGAUCCGGCAUUUUAUGAGGCCCGGGCUAUAGUAUUCAGUAACAUGGGUUCGCACAAACAAGCACUCGAGAUCUACGUUUUCAAUAUGCAAGAUUAUACGAAAGCAGAGGAAUACUACCAGGAUGACGAUCAUGACCCUGAUGCGAAGCCUUCUAUUUACCACAUGCUGAUUUCGUUGUACCUUACCCCACCGCCACCCAAUAAGCCUAACUUGGAACCGGCUUUAUCGCUUCUUUCGAGGCAUGGCUCUCGUCUACCGGCAGAAUCAACCCUCUCCCUCAUACCCGACGACCUUCCCGUGGCAGAGCUCGAGUCGUACUUCCGAGGGCGCAUUCGCGCGGCUAAUAGCGUCGUCUCCGAAUCGCGCAUUGUCGAAGGGCUACGAAAGACGCAGCUUGUUAACACGCAGGCGCUUCUACUGCUUGGUGAUGGGGUACCCGGAGGCCAGACCGGACGGAACAGGAGGGUAGUAAUUAGCGAGGAAAGGGUAUGCGGUACCUGCCACAAGAGAUUGGGAAAUAGCGUGGUGGCAGUACUCCCAGACAAUAGUGUGGUCCACUAUGGAUGUCUAGGGAGAAGAAGAGGACGUAGCAGAAGCGGUAGUCGAACUGAACGGAUUGCUGGUUCAUGGGGUCGACAUAAUUGA